This is a messenger RNA of Monoraphidium neglectum, 1362 nucleotides long. Its product is annotated as D-lactate dehydrogenase. Gene Ontology annotation, molecular function: NAD binding; oxidoreductase activity, acting on the CH-OH group of donors, NAD or NADP as acceptor. The record is from RefSeq and is a predicted model, not a curated record. Bases 1 to 1362 code for a protein of 453 amino acids. Lineage: Eukaryota; Viridiplantae; Chlorophyta; Chlorophyceae; Sphaeropleales; Selenastraceae. The transcript is spliced from 14 exons.
AUGCGCGCCCCCGCCCAGCAGCCGCGCGCCGCCGGCGCCGCCCGCGGUCCUGCCACGGCGCCGCGCGCGCCCGCCCUGCGCGGCGCCACGUGGCGCGGCGCGUGCCGCGUGGCCACGCAGGUCGACGCGGUCGAGGCGCCGCGGCCGGCAGACCCCGUGGAGGCCCCCAAGCCAGCAAGCGACCCCGAGCUCGCCGCCAAGCGAUCCGCAUUCAAGAUCAUGACCUUCUCGGCCCAGCCGUAUGUGAACAAGUACUUCCUCGAGCCCCUCCAAGCGGCCGGCUUUGAUAACAUCAAAGGCACCGAGGCGAGCGCGGGCACGGGCGCGCCCCGGGCUUGCGGCCGCGCGUGUACCCAGCGGCAGCGGCAGCCACCGCCCGCUGAGCCAGGGCAUGCGUCCGCGCGUCUGGGCAUUGACACGGUCAAGAUCGCCAGCGGCUAUGACGCCAUCUGCCUCUUCGUGAACGACCUCUGCGACGCCGAGGUGAUCAACGCGCUGGCGGAGGGGGGCGUGAAGUUCAUAGCGAUGCGCUGCGCGGGCUACGACCGCGUCGACGUGGCCGCGGCCAACGCGGCCGGAAUCAAGGUCGUGCGUGUUCCGACCUACUCACCCACCUCGGUGGCCGAGCACGCGGUCGCGCUGCUUUUUGCGAUUGACAGGCACAUCGUGGGCGCCAUCAAUCGGGUGACCCAGGGCAACUACUCUCUGUCGGGCCUGGUAGGCCGCCAACUGGGCGGCAAGACAAUCGGGAUCCUCGGCACGGGCGCUAUCGGCGCGGAGGCGGCGCGCAUUUUCAAGGGCAUCGGCAUGAAGGUGCUCGCCUAUGACAUCCGCCCCAACCCCGCGGUGGAGGCCCUCGGCAUCCCCUACCUGCCCUGGGAGGAAAUCCUGCCGCAGGCUGACGUCAUCAGCCUGCACAUGCCGCUGCUGCCCUCCACGUACCACUUCAUCGACGAGGCUAAGGUGGCGAUGAUGAAGCCAGGGGUGGUGCUGCUGAAUGUCAGCCGCGGCGGCCUCAUAGACACACCGGCGCUGAUUUACGGGGUGCGCAGCGGCCACAUCGGCGGCGCGGGCCUGGACGUUUACGAGAAGGAGGGUGAGCGGCCUUGCCCGCGCGCCGCCCGCGGCGUGGCGCUGCGCGACCUUACCGACCUGCAGCCGCGCGACAGGAUGGUCUUCUGGGACAGGCGCCUCAUAGAGCUCAUCGCCCUGCCACAGGUGCUGGUGACGCCCCACACCGCGUUCCUGACGGCUGAGGCGCUGGUCAACAUCGCUGACACUACGGUCCAGAAUAUUGACCAGUUCAUGCUGGGCAAGCCGCUUGGCAACGAGGUCAAGCCGCCGCCGCCGGCCAAGAGCUAG